Trichoderma citrinoviride is the source of this 4029-nucleotide messenger RNA. RefSeq lists its product as hypothetical. The coding region runs from base 1 to 4029 and encodes 1342 amino acids. The transcript has 2 exons. Lineage: Eukaryota; Fungi; Ascomycota; Sordariomycetes; Hypocreales; Hypocreaceae. The record is from RefSeq and is a predicted model, not a curated record.
AUGGACCGCGCUCGCCGCGCAACAAACAGCCGCCGCAAGCCCCAGGGAGCCUCUUCGUCUCCUCCGUCCGCGACUGCAUCGGCCUCUGCUGCGUCUGCGUCGGCGUCGGACGCCUCCCUGGAGCGCCAUCAGUCGUCGGCCAGUCCCAUCAUGGCGCAUGCCACUAACACUCCCACAACCGCACGGCGCGCCAACAAAUCCCUUCAGCCUGCCUUUACCUUUUCCACGCCAGGCCCUGUCCGGCCGUCGACGCUGAGGAAGUGGUCCAAGACCAUGGACGACUACGCCGUGGCCGACGACGGUGACUUUGAAAACGACAGCCCCAAAAAGGGCGGUCACAGCCUGCGCAAACGCGCGCGUGUCGACUACACCCUGGAGCAGAUUGACGACGACGGUGACUUUGCGGCCAACGCUGCGUCCGCCUCAGCCUCGGCAGCGGCAGCGGCGUCUGCUGCAGCCUCUCGCAACGGCAAGAAGCGACGGACCACGGAGGGCUCCAACUACGACUCUGAGGAUCUCUACGGGCCCAGCCCCAAGCGGCGAGGCGUCUCCGUGGACGCUGACACGCCCUCGAGCCGGCGCCGCUCGUCCGCCCGCAAGCUGCUCGAGGCCAAGGCCUACAAGGACGACGUCGACGACGACGAAAAGGACGUCCAGGACACCAUUGAGGUCGGCGUGACGGCGUUUGCAGGCCCGGACAGCUCGCCCUCGGAUGCCUCGUCUGCAGACCUGUCUCUGUCUCUGGCGGCCGGCCCACAAAAAUCUACACCCGUCCAGCCAGCGUCUGAGCAGCAUGACAGCACGACUCUUGCCGGCCUCGCCGAACAGCAGCAGCAGCAGCAUCACGACGACGCUCAAGAGCCAGCCUCAUCUUCGUCUAUGUUGGAUUCCACCAGCAUGGCAGCCGCCACGGCCAGCGGCAGCCUCAAGCCUCACUCACCCUCACCCUCACCCUCACCCUCACCCUCACCCACGCCUCACUCACCCGCAGACGCUCACCCGCCGUCCGUGUCCGCGCACGCGCCACACCUCACCACAACCGCACCAGCCUCAAACCCUCCUGCCCAGCCACAACUCAAAUCGCAAGCCCGCGACGCCACUUUUGGGCCCUUUGCUGCUUUGGACGAUACAGUUCAGGGCGACGACUCGCUAGCACAACAAAAGGCAGAGGCAGAGCCCAGCACACAUAUAAACAAUGGCACCGACAACCCGCAGGCCGCUGAGGAAGCUGUGCAGUCUUCAUCAUCUCUCUCUCUGCAUCCUCCAUCGCUGCCUUCAUCGCCGCUUCCCGCAUCGCAAGCUGCCGCAAAAGACGACGCUUACACGCCUGUAACAGCCGCUGUUGAUGACAAAGACACCCGCGCUGAAGCCGCUGCACCUCUCGAGCCGUCUCUCCAACUUCCCGAAAAGGAAAUUCUCCAGGGCCGCACAGUUGAGCCGCAGGACAGCGAGACGCCUGCCCAGCCUCGGCCGCAGUCUGAGUCCGGGGCUCAAUUGCUCCCUCAGCCUGCUGCAUCCGCCUCUGUUUCUGCUUCUGCUCAGGAGCAGCCAUACUAUCCUUCGGCUGCGGCUCACUUGUUUACCGUGUCUGCCCCAUUGGCGCAGCACCCUCAACCUCAAUAUCAACCUCAGGCCCAGCCUCAUCCUCAACCCCAAGAACCACAAGAUCGAGAUCAAGAUCAAGAUCAACCCCAUACACCUGCACCAGACAUGUCCAUCGACAAACAGGAGCAGUCUCCGGAGCAAGACUCCAAGGCCUCCAGCCCUGUGCCCGCCGUAGCCAUCUCCGUCACCGUCGCCAGCUCUCCAGCGUCACCCACCACGUCUGGUUUUGACUCGGCCGUCAUGGAAGCCUCGCAGUCGACAAGCGCCGACACAAAGUGCGCCGACCAUCUUAUCCCACAGCCCGAGGGCGAAGAGGUCGCCGCCGCCACUACUCAGUCAUUGGCAGAUGACCAGACUCAAGACUUGGAGGCGGAUGCCACAAGCCGAGCAUCGCCAGCCGUCUCCGAGCAAGAUGCAUUGCCGGGUGAUUACAUUCCUACUGGUAAAUGGAGCCAUCUCACCCCUUACAUUGAAGGUGAAUGGGUCUGGUACCCCGAGAAGAAGGCGCCUCAAGAAGACGAGGCCGUCGCCAACGAGGACCCGGCUGCCGAUGACUUGGAGCCAGUUGCCGAGGACAACGACGACGUUGCCGACGCUGGCACUGGAGCUCCUACUAACGCCCUCAACACCCCAUUGCGAGGAUCACCCGUUCCCGACUCAAUGGAUCCCACCGCUUACAACUCUCCCGCCGCCGGCGGAGAGGACGGUGACGAAGUGGACGUCUCUGAAGAAACGCCCGAGCGUAGCCGCUCAUACCGCUACCGCAGAGUCAGGAACCCCCAAGAGUUCCUCGACCUCAUCAAAAACUAUGAGACCAUGCCAACGGAAGAGCUCAGGCAGGCUCUGCACGUCAUCACCACCGCCAUGGCCCACUGGCAAGACGAGUGGAAUUGCCUCGGCCAAGAGGUCGAUGACUACGAAAACUCACUGCGCCGGCGCGCGGCAGACAUCAAGUAUGAGAACCGGACACGCAACCUGAACCAGCAGGGCAUCAGCUGGGAGGAGCCCGAGUUUUUCCCCAAGGGCUACAAGGCCAAGGACAAAGAAGGCAUGAAUGAGACGCGCUACCUCCAAGCCCAGGACAAGAUCAUGGCCGCCUCUUACGGUUUCGAGUAUGAUCCGCACCCCUCCAAGAUUGGCCGCCAGAAUCCCGAGACCCAGCAGGCGGGCAUCAUGACGCGCGGCCGUUCGCUGCGCAACCAGCCCAAGCCCACGGCCAAGGCCACCGAGGCGGACGAGGUCACCGGCAAGAGGCAGCGCAAGCCCGUCCAGCUGUUCGACCCGGCCACCCAGGACGUCAGCCGCGCCGCGACGCCCGUGCCAGCUUCCAGGCCUCGCCGACGCAGGACCGCCAACGGCGACAACGACGACGGCCAGGCCAACGCCGCCGCCGUCUUCAACGGUGAGCCCGUCGCCUCAGAGGAAGAGGCGACUAGCGAUACCAAGCGAAGACGCAACCGCGCGACCCGCGCCAAGGCGGCUGUCGUCCCCAGCAUCGUCGAGGAGCUCGUGGCUGCCCCUGCCAUUGAGGAGGCCGCCGCCGCCGUGCAGACCCCAUCCAAGUCGGGCCGCAAGUCGCGCGCCAAGCAGCCCGUCAAGUACGACGACGAGCCGGUGCCCUUCCCCUCCGUCGAGGAGGAGCCGCAGCAGGAAGAGGAGAAGCCGCAGCAGCCGCGGAAGCGCAUGCUUACCCUCAAGAUCCCCAAGGGCAAGAACAUCAGCGAGCCAUCUUCGGCCAUCACGGACAAUGGCGAUUCGCGACCUUCGACAGCCAAUUCUGAGUCUAGUGUGCACACUGCCGAGUCGUCGUAUUCGUUCCGCCCUAAGCGCCAGAAGCGAUUCCGCGACGAGCCCGAGGAGAGCGAGGAGGCCACCGCGCAGCCUCCUCCCGCCAAGAAGAGGAACAAGCGCACCAACGCCGCCCCUGCUGCUCCCGCUCAAGCAUACACUCCCACUCCCGUGCCUACCAUUGAGGACGAACUUGCUGCCCCAGAGCCCGUCGAGGCCGACGCCGCUCUCGGGGUCAAUGGCCGUAAGAUCCAGAAGAUCAAGGUUGUCCGACAGACGCCCGCCAGCCGCAAAGCAACGCCGUCGGCAUCGGUGCCGCCCACCGGCGAGGAGGGUGAGGAGCCCCAGAAGGACUACAAGUCCAUGACCAAGUCGGAGAAGAUGUCCGCGUCUAUGAAGAGUCGAUGGGCCAACGGCAACAUGGCUGGUGCUGUCGAGAAGCGAAAGGCGACCCUCGCUGCGAAAAAAGCCGCCCAGGCAGCGGCUGAGCAGAGGGUUGGACUGAUCGCUCCGAAGCCCAAGGUGAAGGCGGCCAAGAAGGAGCCGGUCGAGCAGACGGAGAUGCCUCCGGCCUUUGCUCCCCAGCAGCCUCAGCCGCAGAUUCCCGGAAUGGGAUACCCGUUCCCUCCCUCUUAG